AUGGGUUUACGUUAUUCAUCAAAGGAAGAAAAUGCUAAAUAUUUUCAUCGAGGAUAUAUAUUUGAACCAAAUAUAAGACAAAUUGAUGGUUUGGAUUUUUAUAAUUGUAUUUUUCUUAAGAAAGGAGAAAAACGAUUAGUUAGAAAAGUGAAUAAUGUCAUGUUGAAGGGAUGGACAUUUCAUGAUUUGUUAAAAAUAAGAACAUUGAAUUAUGAAUGUAUAAAUACUCACUUAAAUUAUUUAUUAAGGAUUUAUAAUAUUUUUGAAGACCAAGAUUUUGCUUAUGUUGUUUCAGAAAAUUGCUCGGGAGGAUUUCUGUUUGACGUUUUAAAAAACAAUGACACGAUUAUUAGUGAGCAAUCAUUAUCUACAUGGCUAUAUCAAAUAAUAACAGCUCUUUUGUUUAUGGAAGAACAUGAUAUAUACCAUGGGAAUGUGAAUGGAUAUUGUAUCUUUUUUAAAGACGAGGAUCGAAAAGAAAUCCGUGUAAGUUUAUUAAGUAAAAAUAGUAAGUAUGAUAACUUUGAUGAAGAUGGGAAUUUGUAUGGUUUAUUUUAUAUUAGAUCACCACAAGAAAUAAGGAAAUUAUAUCAUGAUAAAAAUAAUACGUGGUAUAUAGGUGUUCUGUUAUAUUUGUUUUUGUUUGGGACAUAUCCUUUUAUAAGUAAUAAUGUUUUAUUGAAUUAUUAUAAUAUUGUUAGUAAGGAUAUUCUUUUUAAUACAUCCCAAAUUCAAAAUAAAAAUUUCAGUCCCUUUGUAUUGGACUUUUUAGAAAAAGCCCUCGAAAAAAAUUAUGUUAAAAGACCCACCUUGAAGGAAUUGCUAAAGCAUCCAUGGAUAACGGGAAGAGAAAAACACUCAAAUAUCGAUAUAGUGGAUGAAAAAACAAGAAUGAUGGCGCAACAAACUAUCGUAUGCGCAGAAAAUAUUAUUCUUAACUUAGAGGAGGACAAUGAGUGA
Messenger RNA from Plasmodium falciparum 3D7, 960 nucleotides. It is a transcript of the gene pPK1, whose product is annotated as putative pseudo protein kinase 1. Gene Ontology annotation, molecular function: ATP binding. The record is from RefSeq and is a predicted model, not a curated record. NCBI's taxonomy places the organism in Eukaryota, Apicomplexa, Aconoidasida, Haemosporida, Plasmodiidae.